Messenger RNA from Drosophila innubila, 882 nucleotides. RefSeq names its product lectizyme. The record is from RefSeq and is a predicted model, not a curated record. The transcript has a single exon. Gene Ontology annotation, molecular function: serine-type endopeptidase activity. The coding region runs from base 28 to 837 and encodes 269 amino acids. Lineage: Eukaryota; Metazoa; Arthropoda; Insecta; Diptera; Drosophilidae. Gene Ontology annotation, biological process: proteolysis.
UCAAACACAACCAAGUGAGAUUCAAACAUGAGACAAUUGGUGGUACUACUUGUGCUCGCCGUGGCAUCGGCAUCGGCAAAUACGAUCGGCUGGCCCGGUUUUCCCGAGGGACGCAUCAUCAACGGCUAUGAGGCCAAGGCUGGCGAGGCUCCCUUCAUUGUCUCGCUGCAGUCGAUGCUGAAUGCGCAUUAUUGUGCCGGCUCCUUGAUCAGCGAUCGCGUCGUCCUCACCGCCGCCCACUGCAUGACCUCCAAGGACUUCCAGGUGGUGGCAGGUGCUCACAGUCGGUCCGACAAGUCCACAACGCAGGUGCGCAGAGGCAGCAGCUCCCGUCAGACGAUUCAUGAAAAAUAUGGCGGUGGUGUCGGUCCCUAUGACAUUGGAUUGAUCUUUUUGGAGGAACCCUUCGAUCUGAACGCCCUGGAUCGCGAUGGUAAGCCACCUGUGUCGACCAUCUCGCUGCCCAGCUAUCAAUUCGAGGCCAAUUCCGAUGGCGUUCUCUUCGGCUGGGGACGCGACAACUCUGGCUCGUUGCCCGACAAACUGCAGAAACUGGAUGUCGACAUUAUUGGCUAUAAUGACUGCAAGGCUAAGCUGCCACUGGGCAACAAAUUGGCCGACAGCAAUGUCUGCACCUUCACGUCCGGUAAAACCGACGGCGCCUGCAACGGUGACAGUGGCGGCCCCUUGGUCAACAGGAGAUCCGAUGGCACCUACCAACAGGUGGGCAUUGUCUCCUGGGGCUACACUCCCUGUGCCAGCACCAAAUACCCCUCGGUCUAUACCUCAACAGCUUCCUAUUUUGGCUGGAUCAAUGAUAAUAUCAAGAACUUUUAAAUCACGAUCGAUAAACGAAUUAAAUGAAUGAAUAUGCACAUCAGA